Molecule: messenger RNA, 396 nt
Organism: Cladophialophora yegresii CBS 114405
Lineage: Eukaryota; Fungi; Ascomycota; Eurotiomycetes; Chaetothyriales; Herpotrichiellaceae
Exons: 1
Coding region: 1-396 (131 amino acids)
Source: RefSeq, a predicted model, not a curated record
AUGGUUUCCUUCAGCAAGCCCACGGGGUCGUGGGACCUCGAGACCACACUCCGUCUCCUGCUUCUCCUGAACAACGGAGUCGCUUUGGCUCUCAGCUUUGCUAGUAUGCGGCCUCUGUUCAUGGUCACCGGAUCGAUUCUUGGUGUUUCCAUCAUCUUCAAUAUGCUAGUCCUCCUGUCCGAAGCUAGGCCAAAGCGUCCGACGUUGACGGACGACGAUGUCCACAAGCAAAGCCCUUCGCUGCUUGUCUGGGGAACCGACGGCGUCGGUGUUCUUGCUUUCUUGGCUCUAUACGUGUGCACCACCAUCGAGACUGCCGACCGAGAUGGUGGUUGGCGUCGGAUGCCGGUAUUGCUGAUGGCCUAUGCAUCGAUCGGAACUCUGGUCGCCUUGUAA